AUGAAGCCGCUUUCUCCCUUCCUGAACCGUACUCCUGUGAGUAUUCGUUCUGCAAUAGACCAAGCAAUGGGGGCAGUCAAGAACAUCGCGCCGAAAUUUGGAGGCUUCCUGCCACGGCAGAUGAGGAGAGCUCUGGUAGGAUGCAUCUCCUGUCUGGUCAUCGUCAUUUAUCUUUCAGUUGCUGGCACCUUCUCCGAGUCAAAAAGCGAUUAUACUCCCAGCAUCAUCCACAGGAUGGAAAAAUUUCCCCGGAAGAUUUGGCAGACCUGGAAGGUUGACCCUCUGGACUUCGACAAGAGAGACUUGGAUACUGCAAAGAGCUGGGUGUCCAAGAACCCCGAGUACAGAUAUGAGGUUUUGACGGAUCACAACGACAUGUACUAUGUUGAAACACAUUUUGGCCCUGACGGCUUCAACCGACCUGACAUCGUGGAUACCUACCGCCAGCUCACCGCGAAGAUUAUCAAGGCUGAUUUGCUCAGAUACCUCGUCAUGUAUGUCGAUGGUGGUGUCUAUACUGACAUCGACGUCGAAGCAAUCAGGCCAAUUAAGAGGUUCAUCCCGGAGCGGUACAACGAGAAAGACAUCAACAUGGUCAUCAGCGUCGAGAUCGACGAGCCAAGCUUCAGCGACCACGCGAUCCUGGGCCAGAAAUCCAAGUCCUUCUGUCAAUGGACGUUCAUGUGCAAGCCCAAGCUUCCCGUCAUGAUGAGACUUGUCGAUAACAUUCUCAAGUGGCUCAAUGGCGUUGCAAAGAAGCAGGGCAAGCCGAUCUCAGAGAUUGUUCUCGACUUUGACGAAGUUAUCAGUGGUACUGGACCCUCAGCCUUCACCAACGCUAUCCUGCAAGAGAUGAGCGAGGCUGUUGGUGAGCCAGUCAAAUGGGAUAUGUUCCACGAUAUGCAUGAAUCUAAGCUCGUCGGAGGUUUCCUCGUUCUCACUGUCGAAGCAUUCGCCGCUGGACAAGGCCACUCCGACUCCGGGAACCACAAUGCUCGAGCUGCGCUAGUCAAGCACCAUUACCACGCAUCCGAAUGGCCAAAGAACCAUCCCCGAUAUAACCAUCCUGUAUAUGGUGAAGUUGAGAAGUGCAACUGGGAUCGGGGCUGUGUUGAGGAAUGGGAUAAGAACACUGCUGCUUUCAAGGAACUCUCACCCGAAGAGCAAGCAAAAAAGAUUGCCCUUGCGAAGCUCGAAGUUGACACUCCACCACCCAAGGUACCUGAAGUCCCAACAUGGAAUCAACCCGGCCUUCCCACUGAACAACAGCCUAACGGACAGCCCCAGACUCCUCAGCAGGCGCCAGUCGAAGGCCAGCCCGUUGUCCAGAACCCACCUCAGCAGCAACCACAACAACCACAGCAACCACAGCAACCAGGUCAGCAGCUCCAGCAGCCCCCGAUACAACAACUGCAACCUGGUCAGCAGGUACAGCAGAUACCACCCACGCAACAGCUGCAGCCCGGACAGCAAAUCCCACAAGCUCCACCACAGCAACAGCAGCCAGGACAGCAGCUACAGCAACCGCCGAUACAACAGCAACCCGGGCAACCCUUGCAGCAACCACCACCACAGCAGCAACAGCCUGGACAGCAGCUACAGCAGCCACCACCACAACAGCAACAACCUGGACAGGUACUGCAACAGCCACCACCACCGCAGCAGCAGCAACCUGGACAGGCACUGCAACAGCCACCACCGCCGACGCAGCAGCAGCAGCAGCCGCAACAACCCGGACAGCAGCUACAACAGCCACCACCACAACAGCAACAGCCAGGACAGCCAUUGCAGCAGCCACCACCACCACCACCACCACCACAGCAGCAGCAACAGCAACAACCCGGACAACAGUUGCAACAGCCACCACCACAUCAACAACAACCCGGCCAGGGGCCGCCUGAACAGCCCAAGGCUCCUGCAGGAAAGGAACAACCUAAGGCGCCCCGGCCUGAUGGGCCUGCAUCUCCAGAUGGACCAGAGAAGCUUGAAGAUAACGAACUUAAAGAAAUCGCCGAGCUUAACGAUGAGCUCAACAACCUGGAAGGUUCUGAAAAGAAGAAGCGCGAUCCUAAACCCAAGCUUCCCUGA
Messenger RNA from Nannizzia gypsea CBS 118893, 2088 nucleotides. Its product is annotated as initiation-specific alpha-1,6-mannosyltransferase. Gene Ontology annotation, molecular function: alpha-1,6-mannosyltransferase activity. Bases 1 to 2088 code for a protein of 695 amino acids. Gene Ontology annotation, cellular component: mannan polymerase complex. Gene Ontology annotation, biological process: protein N-linked glycosylation. NCBI's taxonomy places the organism in Eukaryota, Fungi, Ascomycota, Eurotiomycetes, Onygenales, Arthrodermataceae. The transcript has a single exon. The record is from RefSeq and is a predicted model, not a curated record.